UUUUGUGGGUAUAUUUCCUCUGGGUCCCUUGAUUUAUUGCAGUUUGGCUUAUAAUUUUAAAGACCCACUUCUAGUUUUUGUUCAUGGGUUUUCUGUAGCUGGUUGAACUGUUGGGUCUGUGAAGAAGCAAUGUGGAAAAGCCAUUGAUAUAGGACAAGCAUGCUCCGUUGGCUUUUUGUGGUGUCCCUUCUGUUUAUUUCUGCCAUGGGGCAGCUCCCUUCGCAGGAUAUUUUGGCGCUGCUGGAGUUCAAGAAGGGUAUCAAGCAUGAUCCCACUGGCUAUGUUCUCAAUUCUUGGAAUGACGAGUCCAUUGACUUUGAUGGCUGCCCUUCUUCUUGGAAUGGAGUCGUGUGUAAUGGCGGAAAUGUUGCCGGAGUUGUCCUUGAUAAUUUGAGUCUCUCCGCGGAUGUGGACUUGAGCGUGUUUGUGAAUCUGACGAAGCUUGUGAGACUUUCCAUGGCCAACAAUUCGAUAAUGGGGAAGUUUCCAGGCAACAUAGCUGACUUCAAAAGCCUUGAGUUUCUUGACCUGUCCAACAAUUUAUUUUCUUCACCUUUACCACCUGGGAUUGGUAGGUUAGGGAGCUUAAGGAACCUCUCAUUAGCUGGUAACAACUUCUCAGGCUCUAUUCCAGAUUCAAUUUCGGGCCUUUCCUCAGUUCAGUCAUUGGACUUAAGUCGCAACUUCUUGUCCGGGCCACUGCCAGCAGCAUUGACAAAGCUGCCUAAACUGGUGUCUCUAAAUCUGUCAUUGAACGGAUUUACCAGGCAAAUACCAAAGGGGUUUGAGCUAAUUUCAAGUCUUGACGUGCUUGACUUGCAUGGCAACAUGCUCGAUGGUAAUAUGGAUCUGGAAUUUUUGAUGCUAUCUGAGGUCACUCAUGUUGAUUUGAGUGGCAAUAUGUUUGUUAGUUCCAGUUCACAACAGCAGAAAUUUCUGCCUCGCCUUUCGGAGACUAUAAAGUACUUGAAUCUUAGCCACAAUCAGCUCAAUGGGUCCCUGGUAAGCGGCGGUGAGCUACAGAUGUUUGAAAACUUGAAGGUGUUGGAUCUCAGCUAUAACCAGUUGUCAGGGGAAUUGCCUGGAUUUAAUUUCGUGUAUGACCUCGAAGUCCUCAAGCUGAGCAACAACAGAUUUACUGGAGAUAUUCCUAAUGGUCUUUUAAAAGGUGAUUCUCUGGUUGUUAGUGAACUAGAUUUGAGCGGCAACAAUCUCUCAGGGCCAAUAAAUAUGAUUACGUCAACAAAUUUGCGUUUCCUCAAUCUCUCCUCAAAUGGGCUAACUGGUGAGUUACCCUUGCUGACCGGAAGUUGUGCUGUGCUUGAUCUAUCGAAUAACAAAUUUGAAGGAAACUUAACCAGGAUGGUGAAAUGGGGGAACAUCGAAUAUCUUGAUCUGAGUCAAAAUCGUUUGACAGGACCCAUCCCUGAUGUUACCCCACAGUUCUUGCGUUUAAAUUAUCUCAACCUCUCCCAUAACACCCUUCGUAGUUCUAUAGCAAGUGUUAUAACACAGUAUCCAAAGAUUAGUGUGCUUGAUCUCAGUUCCAAUCAUCUCGAUGGAACAAUUCUAGCCGAAUUGCUAACAAUGCCCACUUUACAAGAACUUCACCUUCGUGAUAAUCUUCUCACCGGGUCUAUUAAUAUCUCAUCUCCUGUGUCAAGUGAGUCUAAUCUUCAGGUUCUUGAUCUUUCUCAGAACCAGCUUAGUGGCUAUUUUCCUGAUCAUUUUGGUUCAUUGAAGGGACUUAAAGUAUUCAAUGUUGCUAGAAAUAAUUUUUCUGGCUCUCUUCCAACUUCAGUCACCAACAUCAGCACAUUAAGUUCAUUCGACAUAUCACAGAAUCAUUUUACAGGUCCUUUGCCGAACAACUUGCCUACUAGUCUUGAAAGUUUUAAUGCUUCAUACAAUGAUCUUUCUGGAGAUGUCCCGGAAAAUCUGAGAAAGUUUCCAAGAUCUUCCUUCUUCCCAGGGAAUGCACGUUUACAAUUUCCAAAUGGUCCUCCAGGAUCCAAUGGUACUGAAAAUGAAAGUUCAAAGAGGAGACCAAUCAGCACAAUGGUCAAAGUAAUCAUUAUAGUUUCAUGUGUGGUUGCCGUCUUCAUUCUUCUUCUGCUUGCUAUCUUCGUACACUACAUCCGCAUGUCAAGAAGAAUCCCGUCAGAGCAUACCACAAGCAAAGACAUCCACAGGCACGCUCAACCAACUCAAUCUGGUGUUCGUGGAACUUCAGCUGAGGAUCUCAUGGCUUCACAAAAAGGAUCAUCAUCUGAAAUUGUCAGCCCCGACAAAAAAGUUGCAGCUGUAGCUGGUUUUUCUCCUUCAAAGCACAGCCAUUUCUCUUGGUCACCAGAGUCUGGAGAGUCGGUCACUACAGAAAACCUUGCAAGACUGGAUGUGAGGUCGCCGGAUAAAUUGGUCGGUGAGUUGCAUUUUCUUGAUGACACAAUCGCAUUGACCCCCGAGGAGCUGUCAAGGGCUCCUGCUGAAGUUCUGGGAAGAAGUAGCCAUGGGACUUCUUACAGGGCAACACUUGAUAACGGGUUGCUCUUGACAGUGAAGUGGUUGAGAGAAGGGGUGGCGAAACAGAAAAAGGAGUUUGCUAAGGAGGCUAAAAAGUUUGCGAACAUGAGGCAUCCAAAUGUUGUAGGUUUGAAGGGGUACUAUUGGGGCCCCACACAGCAUGAGAAGCUCAUUCUUUCCGAUUAUAUCUCACCUGGAAGUCUUGCAAGCUUUCUUUAUGAUCGACCAGGAAGAAGGGGUCAACCACUGAACUGGGCCCAAAGGCUCAAAAUUGCAGUUGACGUUGCACGUGGUCUGAACUAUCUCCAUUUUGACCGUGCUGUUCCACAUGGUAACCUCAAAGCAUCAAAUAUUUUGUUGGACGGGCCAGACCUGAAUGCCCGUGUUGCUGAUUACUGCCUCCAUCGCCUCAUGACACAAGCUGGCACCAUUGAACAGAUUCUCGAUGCUGGUGUCUUGGGUUACCGUGCACCAGAGUUGGCUGCUUCCAAGAAGCCGCUUCCCUCCUUCAAGUCAGACAUUUACGCCUUUGGAGUGGUAAUGCUGGAACUCUUAACUGGAAGGUGUGCGGGCGAUGUGAUUUCAGGUGAAGGAAGUGGGGUUGAUUUGACAGACUGGGUCCGGCUGAGGGUAUCAGAAGGGCGCGGCUCUGAAUGUUUUGAUGCUGCAUUGGUGCCGGAAAUGGGAAUGCCAGCAGCAGAGAAGGGAAUGAAGGAGGUCCUUGGAAUAUCGUUACGAUGUUUAAGAAGUGUUGGGGAGAGGCCAGGUAUUAAGAACAUCUAUGAGGAUCUCUCCUCCAUAUAGUUUGAAGUUAGCUUGUUUGUGGGAGGGAAGUUUAAUAUCUCAUUGGCCUCCCUUUUUGUACGUCGUUUGGUUUUUCUAGUGUGAUCAGCUAAUUGAACUAACCACUGUGGCAAAUUGGAAAUGUAUUAUAUUUCAAGGGAUGCAAAUUUCUGUUUAGCUC
Molecule: messenger RNA, 3487 nt
Organism: Pyrus x bretschneideri (Chinese white pear)
Lineage: Eukaryota; Viridiplantae; Streptophyta; Magnoliopsida; Rosales; Rosaceae
Product: LRR receptor-like serine/threonine-protein kinase GHR1
Exons: 4
Coding region: 160-3327 (1055 amino acids)
Biological process (GO): protein phosphorylation
Molecular function (GO): protein kinase activity; protein binding; ATP binding
Source: RefSeq, a predicted model, not a curated record